UCUGGUUGAACCUGCCACAGCACCUGGAGCAGUGUCGUUUUUCUUCUUGUAGCGCAUGGAACACCCAGAAGCUACAUGGCUCGCAUCACCGCACACGUAACAGCCGACUUGCAGGCGAGAGCCGGGCGCCCACGGAUGAGGAGGUUGUUCAGGUUUUGCAGGCUGUAUUUUUGUGAGGCAGGUAGUAGCUCGAGCCUUAAGCGAAUGUGUGAGAGUCAAAAUUAAAUCGACACCAUCCAAUACUUCAACUACUUUAAACGGCCCUUUAAACUUCGUAUCUAAUUACGUUUGAUUAUGCUCUUCGUAUUAAUGUGUGGACGAGCUCAUAGCCCACCUUGUGUUAAGUGGUUACUGGAACCCAUAGACAUCCACAGCGUAAACGCACCACACACCUUGAGAUAGAAGUUCUAAGGUCUCAGUAUAGUUACAACCGCUGCCCCACUCUUCAAACCGAAAUACACCACUGCUUCACGGCAGAAAUAGGCAGUGUGAUGGUACCCGUGCGGUCGAUGGCACUAUACGGAGCACCCGUCUGGUGCCACGUCCUUACCCACGAGAACGUCGCCGCGCUGCGACGCCGGCAGCGCGCGAUCGCAGUUAUUCAAUGAUACCUCACAGUCUCCUACGAGGCGGCGCGCCCUAGUGCAAGUGCAGCCGGAGCGCGGGGGCUCCAAUAUCGGCAGUCCGUGCUGGAGGCGUGAUCUCGUCGUUUGGCGGACCCGUCAGCCGGCCUCCGUACCGUCGAGGCGAUCUGCCCGGUUCUCGCGGACUGGGUGGGCCGCGACCGCGGAAGUCUCACCUCCGGCUACCUGUGCAGACUCACAAGACAUUUUACCACCAUGCAAACUUCUUACCGCAACAAAUCUUACCAGCCACCACGCAAACUACAAUUUUACGGGUUCCACCUCUCUUACACGAUGUUACUCCCACACUGAGGAAGCCAGCCGCGAACACUUUCAAGCACGCACAAGCACGCACUUCACCGGAAAAACCUGCAUCCGCCAGCGGAACCCGAACACCGCCGCAUCGCCAGACACGAACGCACCGGACGUCUUAUCUUACAGGUCACGACGACUUCAGAUGUCUCAAUUUUUCUUCCCCACGGAAACUUGCUUGCUUUCUUGUUUGCUUACUUGCUGGAGCCCGAAGUCAUCGAACGUGUAGUGUUAUUGGUAUUGAAUCUAGUAGAUUCUAAAAUUUCAGCGACAAUUCACAGUCUCAUGUCCUGGUUUACUACACUAGUGCCAUGCAACUCUAGCAGAAGUCAGCCGCUUAAAAUAAUUCUUGUCCGAACUACCCACUCGUCAUGACAGAUCCAUUAUUGCGGUCGAAGUUUCACUUGAGAUUUGCACUUGCCUUAAUUUCUUGCAAUAGCUUGUUACGUGUUGUAUUUCCGUUAGUAAACGCCAUGUGAUGACGUCGACAGUCAAACUGGGCAACAUGAGCCAGAACGUAAGAUGUGACGAUUUCUUCGUGGCUCAGAUCUUCCAUCGAGGUAACAGAGACGUUAUUACACGACUUACGUAUGCUGCAUUCACGCUCUUGUGGCGUACCACUACUAGUAUUCUGAUCUGCAUCAUGUUUUUUUGCUGUACUUCGAACAUGUUCAAACACGUCACGCCAGUGAGAGUAGAGUCCUGAUCUCACUUCUGAUGUAAGCUGUUGUUUACGAGUGGAACGACACGGCCGGCGCGCCUGGCUUGUGUGAGUCACUCCUAUUGCACGUGCUAUAUAACAUAAAUAUCGUUAACGCCGUCAUAUACAUAUAUAUAAUACGAAGGCUUGAUUAGGUAAAGGGAUGACGCCCGGCGGCUAGGACUCUCCGGCGUCGUGUUGUCAUCUGCUUUUUUUUUUUUUUUUACUUACUGUCUAACUACAAACUAACUAAAACUAACUAUACAAUAUAUACAAAGCACAACAACAACAGUCAGCCGGCUUGGGCCCGCCACCGCCCUAUGCCGCGGCCCCACCUCUACAAACAAGAGGAGGAGCCACGGCACUUUGUUUUGGCGCUCACGCUCUCGGGCUCCCCAGAAGGGGAAGACCGAAGCGGGGAGGGACCUACAUUAUGAUACCACAUACCUGACGAGGUAGAGGCCCACCCAAGAGGGGUGGUAGAACGGGUCCCCAUAGGGGCGCACCCCAACAAUGUGGGGGGAAAUGACGAGUGUGGACAGCUCAGUCCCUUGGGGGCACUCAUAAUGAGCACUCCCAUAUCACUCCGAUUAAGCCGACUUACCAUAGCCGUGGGUUCCAGUAGCUCCCUUGGUAGCGCCCGACCAUCUGGUGGUCUGGCGUGCAAGGGAGCUAUAUUGUGAAGAUGCUCGUGGGGUCCACCGUCAGCCCGCUAGUAAAGAUUACGAGUUCCGGAUGAACUCCUCGAGCGACUUCACAUCCAGAUCCCAAGUGAUUACGUUAUUUCUGAAGUAACGCCCUGCUCCGACUAUCGUGCAAAGAGCCAGAUUUUGCUGGGCCUCUAACUUCACCCGAAUGAUCUGCGGGAUGAGGUGAUACCAGACCGCAGCUGCGUACGUGAUACGGGAACGAACAUACGUCUUGUAAAUGCCGAGCCCAGCCCUGAUAGGCAACCUGGAGGCCAACGCCGACUUGGCAUGGACGGUCAUCUUCAAACUCCAGUUUAUACUGACCCCCAAGUACCGGACGCUGGAUCUAAACUCGACAUUAGCGUCACGGAGACUGAGAUAGCUCCGGGACGACUCUUGUGCGGACCGGACCGAAGAGAAUAGCCGCAGUCUUCCUCACGUUGACCGUGACCCUCCAUCGGUCCAGCCACUGGGACAAUAGAUCCAAUAACCUCUGCAUCCCUCGAAAUGGCCGCGGAGGGGAAAUUUGAGGACGCGAAGAAGGCGCUGUCGUCGGCAAACAGCACCAUCUUCACGUAGGCUUCUCGCUCUCGGAGGUUGCCCUCGAGAGUGGGAAUGUCGUUAGUGUAAGGAGCGUAGAGGAAUGGUGCCAGGACACUUCCCUAGGGAACUCCGGCCGUAACUGGGUGCACCGACGACUUGGCGCCCUCGACCGCGACAAGGAAGGAUCUUCCCUCUAGGUACGACCCCAGCAGUCGCAGGUAGGCGUGCUGGAGGUCCGUGUUCUGCAACAGCUUGUAGAACAGUCCCGCAUGCCAGACACGGUUGAAGGCUUUCUCGAUAUCGAGAAAGACUGCGACGGUGUACUGGCGCGCGUUGGACCGAUCCGCCAAGUGAUGCAUAAUGCGGACCAAUAGCAGCGUUGUCGAGUGGCCGCUACGAAACCCGAAUUGCUCAGGUCUGAGAAGGAUGUGCGACGACACCCUUCUCAGCAGCAGCCGCUCGAACAACUUGCCCACAUGCGACAGCAUGGUGAUCGGACGAUAACUGGAGGGAUUUCUCUUAUUCUUGCCGGGUUUGGGUAAGGCAAUAACCUUGCCCAAUUUCCAAAUUUCCGGGAAGUGUCCUGUGGACAGAAUGGAAUUGAACAGCCGUGUCAUAUAUGACACGACCGUUUCAGGGAAGUGAAAAAAUGCGAAGGAGGGAAUACCGUCCUCACCCGGCGCCUUGCGCCUCUUCAUCCGCUUGAUGGAGAGGUGCUAUUCGCUAGGAGUGAUGAAAUCGUGAUCUCCCAACGAUUUUCAUAGGUAAGGGGAAAGAUGUAGUCAUGCGAUUAUUCACGACAAGCGGCCCGAUCCGGCUCCGCUCGGGUCUUAAACAAAAAUUUCAACGAUAUUUGACGUUGUUUUAUUGUUUUAAAUAAAAUAACACUUAUUGCGGCAUAACUAUAAUAGUUAGAUAUGUUGUCGCCACCCUUUUUGUAAAUAAUAAUGUGUUCUACAAAGUCGUAGUACAUUAUUUUAUUCUAUUAUCAAUAGUUUUCGCAGGGCACGCGAUCUAAAGAAUAUUUUACGUAAUUUUUUUACACCUUGGGUUACAUUAUUGGAGUUUAAGUAAGGAUCCCUAAUUUUUUUCAAAAAUUUUUAUAGCCUAUGGCAUUCGGGAAUAAUGUAGCUUUCAAAUAGUGAAAGAAUUUUUCAAACACACAAACAAAUCUUUCCUCUUUAUAAUAUUAGUAUAGAUAUUACAAUUAUGGACAUGUCGAUUUUAAUACAUAAUGUUUUCUUUAUAGAAAUGUAUUUUGAGUGUCGCGUUUGUAGUAUUGAUUGUUUGAAAUCAAUAUUAUAUUUUGAAUAAAAUCUUAUACCUUUAAAUGAGCAAUUCUUGUAUAUAUAUAUGUCGUGGAUAACGACUUUUGGUAAUAUUAAGACGGUGGUUUUGAUUAUUAUUUUAAAUGAUGAAAUGUUGUUUUGAUAAAUAUCACAAAAUGAAGGGUAGACUCCGUAACGCCACAGUAUAAAAUGGCGGUACGUGGACAGAGUCGUGGCAUUCCGUGUCAGACAGUCAUUCCGUCCGUCUCAGUCAGUGAGUCAGUCGGUCUGUCGGUAUGUGCAACGAAACUGUCGGUUUGUCCUGUCAUUGUGAAAGUUGUGUGUGUUGAGUUUCAAUAAUUAUUAUUGAAAAGUUUUAUUGACUAAACUGAGUUCAAUCGAAUACGAGUGAUGACGAAACUACCGCUCAGCCAUCCCUGACGUCUGCCAACAUAUAUAUAUCCUGAAUCUCGGAAACGGCUCCAACGAUUUUUAUAAAAUUUAGUAUGCAGGGGAUUUCGGGGGCGAUAAAUCGAACUGGCUACGAUUUAUUUUCAGAAAAUGUUGUUUUAUUCGUGUUAUCAAUAAUCAACUUUAUCGAUAAUCAACUUCAUGACUCUUCCCGACAUCUAUUGGCGAAUAAUAAUACUAUUUUUCAGCAAAUGGCAUUGUUAAGCCACCCGAAGGCACUUAAAAAUGCCUAAACGAUCUUGGAAUAUUUCAUCAUUUUAUCCAAUAUGUAGUUCGUAUUUAAAUAUUAUAAAAAAAAAAGAGCAAAGAGCUUGGUCUGUUAAAGUUAGUAUCAAAAUAAUGUUCUGUGGAUGGCGACAUCUGUUAGCAAAUAUUUGGCACACCUCAUAAUUGUCUAUUAUAAGAAUGAAAUAUAGUUAGUCUGUGAACAACCUCCGAGCGUGUUUUAUUAGGUUAUGGGCCCAGUCCCACUUUUAACAAAUUAUUAGAAGUUAUUCAGUGCAAUAGUUUCCUAAAAAGUGAAUUAUGUCGACGUCGGGCUACCUAGUUAAUGUGCCGAAACUCAAAGGUCGCGAAAAUUACGAUGAUUGGGCGUUCGCAACAAGUAAUUUUUUGCUGCUCGAAGGCAUUGACUUGGAGAACCUUUCCGCAGAAAUGAGUGAAGCUGAGAUAAAAAAAGCCAAAGCCAAACUCGUCAUGACUAUUGACUCUUCAUUAUACGCGCAUAUCAAGAGUGUGCGAAAGCAAGUACAACCAGCAUCAUUGAUACUUUACAGUACUAAUUUAAGACCAAAGUUUCAGUUCAGGAAAAAUAUUGACAGUGCUUUUCUCCACAAUGGUAUCACUAGUGGACUCCGAUCUCUAUCGGUUGAUUUUAUAUUACCGUGCUCCGAGUCUUACGUAUACAUUACUGACGACACUACCGGCGACCUCAUUGUCUUCUCGCUUCAGGACUUGCGUUUUACGAAAAUCAGCCGCGCAAGUAAUACGGCUGAUUCUUGGGAAUUUAUUGUGCCACAGUUUGAAACACAAUACAGGUUAGAAGUUGAAAAAUAUAGAAAAAGGCCAAAAGAAACGUACGAACACUAUGUGGAUUUUUUAAAUUCUACAAAUCAACUGUAUGAUCCAAUAAGUGAUUCAAGACCUCGUGAUACAUUUAACAACACCUACUAUCCAAAUUAUGAAGGGUUGCUCUACACGAAAAAUUUUGAAGGAAACAUUUUGCUAUUCACGAAUUGGAACCGUAACAAGCUUUACUGUUGGAAUAUGGAUACUCCAUAUGAAGAAGAAAAUGUUGAUUUACUCGCGAGACUCGAUGAGGCUGACUAUAGAUUUUCAGCCUUAGACGCAUCGGGUAGCGGUUGUUACGCACUAAUACAGAGAACUUUAAAUAGCACGUCGUCAAAGUUCAAUGAAGAGAAAUACAAUUUUUGGUUUUUCUCAAAUAACCUUGAGGAGCUGCUGGAGGGAUCAAAAUGCACCAAGAGUAACCAGUGCACGGAUUACGUGAUGCGGAGAUCGGCGAGCCAAACAUUACUAUUUUCCAAAAGAAUAGCACCAAAAUACGUAUCUGAUAACGUCAUUAGAAAUGUUGAAAAUAUAUGGAAGGUCAAGGGCAUUGUGAAUUAAGACACUCUGAAUCGAGCCUCGAACCGUGACCCUCAAAUACAAAACGGCGUUUUGGAAUUUAUAGUAGUACUUAAUAAAUAAACUGGCAGAACAA
Bombyx mori (domestic silkworm) is the source of this 6329-nucleotide messenger RNA. RefSeq names its product protein yellow-like (gene yellow-11). The record is from RefSeq and is a predicted model, not a curated record. Lineage: Eukaryota; Metazoa; Arthropoda; Insecta; Lepidoptera; Bombycidae. Bases 5132 to 6235 code for a protein of 367 amino acids. Gene Ontology annotation, cellular component: extracellular region. The transcript is spliced from 8 exons.